This is a messenger RNA of Polistes dominula (European paper wasp), 1483 nucleotides long. Its product is annotated as alkylglycerol monooxygenase. Gene Ontology annotation, molecular function: glyceryl-ether monooxygenase activity; iron ion binding. Gene Ontology annotation, biological process: lipid biosynthetic process. The record is from RefSeq and is a predicted model, not a curated record. Gene Ontology annotation, cellular component: endoplasmic reticulum. NCBI's taxonomy places the organism in Eukaryota, Metazoa, Arthropoda, Insecta, Hymenoptera, Vespidae.
CGAAAAAAAAAAAAAGAAAAGAAAAGAAAAGAAAAGAAACAAAAAAGAAGGUAAUACUAUAAAUAUGAAUGAAACUUCUUCCAUUGAUAUAAUCGGUCGUCAACUUAAAAAUGCCGGCAAGUUUUGGUACAUCGUCAACCCUUUCGAAACAACUUUCGAAUUUCCACACCAAGUGCCUGAUUAUUAUCAACAGAUUUGGAUACCAUUCUUCUUUCUAAUCGUCUUAGAACAAAUGAUAUUAACUGCAAAGUAUAAGAAAAAAUCAUUUCAAUUGGAUGAUCAAGUGACGUCAUUUUCUCAUUGGAUAUUUCAAGAGUCUGGCCGCAUAUUUUUUCGCAGUGCAGAAUAUUACGCUUACAUUCAAAUUUAUGAUAAUUAUCAUAUAUGUAAUUUACCAUGGAAUUCUAUUUGGACAUGGUACAUCACCGCAUUGGGGGUUGAUUUUUGUUAUUAUUGGGUACAUCGUAGUAAUCACGAAGUACACUUUUUGUGGGCACACCAUCAAGUACACCACAGCAGCGAGGAAUUUAAUCUCGCGGUUAGUCUGCGUCAAUCUGUACUACAACAUUGGUGUAAUUUUAUCUUCUACUUACCACUUGCUUUCUUCAUACCCCCAUCACACUUUAUUGCACAUCAUCAAUUUAAUUUAAUAUAUCAAUUUUGGAUACACACGACAAUUGUUGAUCAUCUUGGACCAUUGGAAUUAAUAUUUAAUACACCUAAACAUCAUCGUGUACAUCAUGGAUGCAAUCUAUACUGUUUGGAUAAAAAUUAUGGUGGAGUUCUUAUUAUCUGGGACAGAUUAUUCGGGACCUUCAUGGAAGAGAAGGAUGAAAUUAUUUACGGUUUAGUAAAAAGUCCACGUUCAUUUAAUCCUAUUUAUUUACAGACGUUUUAUACGAAAGAUAUGAUAAAUAAGAGUAAACAGAUGAAAUCUAUGGAAGAUAAGUUAUCUGUUUUAUGGAAGGGUCCCAGUUGGUAUCCAGGUGGGCCACGUUUAGGUCUUGAUAAAUAUAAAAUAAACGUAACAUCUAGAAUCAAAUAUAACGUUCUUAUACCAACCUGGCAAAGUUUUUAUAUUAUUGUGCAUUUUUUAAUAGUAUUUUAUAAACAUUUGCAAUUAUACAAUGAAAAACAAGAUUUAAAUAAUUCUUUAGGAAUAACAAUAUUGAACAAUAUAUUUGCUCUCAUUACUAUCGGAUUAUUAUUCGAUAAAUCGGAAUAUGCCGGAUUGGUUGAAUUAAUACGUUGUAUCGUAUAUUUAUCUAUUUUAAAUCAAGAUCAUAUUAUUAACGUUCUGAUACAUUAUGUUUAUAUUAUAUCAUGCCUUAUUUGGAUUUGUCGAAUUAUAAAUCAAAUGAAAACAAAUUUCUUCAGAUCAUGAUGUGACUUUGUAAAGAUACAUUAAUCAUAACAAUUUCGAAAAAAGCAAAAAAAAAAUAAGAAUAUUAUCGUUACUUAUUUAAUUGUAAAAUAAAUUUUA